Molecule: messenger RNA, 1471 nt
Organism: Momordica charantia (bitter melon)
Lineage: Eukaryota; Viridiplantae; Streptophyta; Magnoliopsida; Cucurbitales; Cucurbitaceae
Source: RefSeq, a predicted model, not a curated record
GCUUCCUUACCCUCUCUAUUUCUCUCUCUCUGGGUCUGAUAUGAACUUUUGGGGUUCCAUUUUUGCAUCUACUCUAUUAGUUUGAACCUUAAAAACUGCGGAAAACAACAAAUUUUCCCUGAUAUUCUUGACUGAUAUGAGCUAUUCUUGUCUCACUCUUGAGUUUCCUCUUCUCUCUCUGACAUAGCAGAUUCCUUCUCCUUCAUUUACUCUGUAGAAUUAGGACAUUGAGGCGCUGAAUCUGGGGUUUUUCUUGGACUCCAUCUCUAUCUUCCUUGAAACCUGUGAAAGGAAAAAUCCUUGUUUUUGUUCUUUUUCCUGUCUUCUGAACUAAAGUUCCAUUAUUUUAUUUUUACCUCUACUUUUUUGACUUUCUUAGCUAGCCCUCACCCAUUUUGUCAAUUACCAAGCUUUUUCUCACCCUGCUUGAGAUCUCAUUUUUCUUAUCUUUCUCAAGUUGUUGGGUUGUUCUUCCUUGACUUCCACAACCUCCCAUUCCUGCAAAAAUUUCCUGUUUUUCCUCUGUUUCAUAGUCAGAAAUUGGAAGCAGUUUAAAGGUGGUGGAGUGGCGGACAUCAUGUGCUCUGAAACAAGCUCGCCGAGAAUAUCGUUUUCCCACGAUCUCCCCGGCGAUGGCAGCCCUCCCGUCGACCAGCAUAGGCGGCGGGACUUAACAUUGUUGGAUUCAAAUCUGGAGUUUGAGUUCAGCAUUAGCAUUGAGCAUGAAUCUUCUUCCUCUGCAGAUGAGUUGUUUAGCAAUGGAAUCAUCCUUCCCAUCAAAAUUCAAUCCCACAAACAAUCUAGUCCUUCUGAACCUCCAUUCAGAGCUUCACUCCCUCCUCUUGCUCCCACAGGGAAUGCAAAGGAAGCAAUGAAACAAAUCACAGUGGUGAAGAAUUCAGCUUCUUCAGAUCAGUUUGAACAGAGAGCUUCAGAGUCCAAAUCCUUUUGGGGAUUCAAAAGAAGUAGCAGUCUCAACUUUGAAAGUAAAAGAAGCUCUCUUUGCCCUCUCCCACUUCUAUCACGCAGCAAUUCAACUGGGUCAGUGCCAAAUCCCAAGUCCAAAAAGUCUAAAGAUUCACAAAAGCAAAUAUCUCAGAAACAGCACUCAACAUCGAUGAGAAAGUUAUCGCCUUCGUCGUCGUCGUCUUUUAAUCAAUAUGCAAUAAAUCUAAAGCCUCAAAUGAACAAGACUCAAGGAGGAGUUUAUGGCAAUUAUCAUUGCAUUGGCCCUGUGUUGAAUGUGCCUCCAAAGUUCUUUGGUUUGGGUUCACUUCUGCGAUGUGGGAAAGAUAGAAAGAGUAAGACAUGAUUUGUUCAUCAUUUUUUAUUUGAUAUUUCUUUCUUUUUCUGUGAGUUUAAUCUGUGGAUUUGCCAGGGAAUUAUUAUAGUUUUGUUGUCAGGUUCUAUGGUGAUUUUCGUGGGAAAUUAUAAUCAACAUGUAGGGCCUUGUAUGUAGACAAAAGCUAUC